Eutrema salsugineum is the source of this 309-nucleotide messenger RNA. RefSeq lists its product as uncharacterized. The record is from RefSeq and is a predicted model, not a curated record. Bases 1 to 309 code for a protein of 102 amino acids. Lineage: Eukaryota; Viridiplantae; Streptophyta; Magnoliopsida; Brassicales; Brassicaceae. The transcript has a single exon.
AUGGCGACUCCUCAAACAAUGAAGAAAACAUGCAGCAUUCUCAUGAUUGUAGCUAUAUUUAUGAUGAUGUUUUCAGCACAAAUUUCUCAUUCGAUGAAUGUAGAAAUGUGUGUCAAACAUUGCAUCCCGAAUCAGUGCAUGAAAGUGGUGAAAAACCCUGAUCCGGCUAUGUGUGAAGAAGCUUGCAAAAAGCUAUGCAAGAGUCAGUUAAACGGUCGUCAAGAAUACCUCGUUCCCCCGAAGGAAGGUCGUGGCACUACAAUUGGCAAUGCCAUAUGCCAAUUUUUUAAAAAUGGCAAGUGCCCUUGA